Molecule: messenger RNA, 1758 nt
Organism: Etheostoma cragini (Arkansas darter)
Lineage: Eukaryota; Metazoa; Chordata; Actinopteri; Perciformes; Percidae
Product: phosphatidylinositol 4-kinase beta-like
Exons: 9
Biological process (GO): phosphatidylinositol phosphate biosynthetic process; phosphatidylinositol-mediated signaling
Cellular component (GO): cytoplasm; membrane
Molecular function (GO): 1-phosphatidylinositol 4-kinase activity
Source: RefSeq, a predicted model, not a curated record
UGUCCCCUGCAGCCGGACCGCCUGCGUCCCCAGAGAGAGCUGGUGAAGUCCCUGCUGGGCAUCGGGAAGCGUCUGGCCACGCUGCCGACCAAGGAGCAGAAGACGCAGCGGCUGAUCUCAGAGCUGUCGCUGCUCAACCACAAGCUGCCGGCCCGGGUCUGGCUGCCCACCGCCGAGCGCCAGCACCACGUGUGCCGCGUCCCGCACACCCAGGCCGUGGUGCUCAACUCCAAGGACAAGGCUCCCUACAUCAUCUACGUGGAGGUUUUGGAGUGCGAGAGCUUCGAGACGUCCCCGGUCCCCGUCCGGAUCCCGGAGACGAGGAUCCGCUCGGCGCGCUCCGCAGAGAACCUGGACUGUGGCGGCGGCGCGGCUAGCGCUGUCUGCGGCAUGACGUCGGAGCACCGGGCGGGGAGUUUCUCCACCGUCCCCAACUACGACAACGACGACGAGGCGUGGGCCACCGACGACAUCGGGCAGCUGCAGGUGGAGGUGGAGACUCAGACCAGCAGCUCUGAUAACAUCAGUCAGUUUUCAGUCGACAGCAUCACGAGUCUGGAGAGCAAAGAGCCGGUGUUCAUCGCCGCGGGAGACAUCAGAUGGAGCGUGCCGGAGUGGACCAACACCUGGCUGCAUGGGACCAGCACCUGGAUGCAUGGACCAACACCUGGCUGCCUGGAACCAACACCUGGCUUCAUGGGACCAACACCUGGCUGCAUGGACCAACACCUGGCUGCAUGGACUACGGACUACCUCACCAACAGACCACAGUAUGUGAGGCUCCAUCACUGUUUGUCUAACGCGGUGCACUGCAGCACAGGUGCCCCUCAGGGUACGGUGCUCUCCCCCUUCCUCUUCACCCUCUACACCUCGGACCACACACACAACUCCACCCACUGCUACAUCCAGAAGUUCUCCGAUGACACAGCUGUUGACCACAGGUUGGGUAUCAGGGACUUUGUUAGCUGGUGUGAGCUCAACCAGCUUCAGCUCAACACCAGCAAGACAAAGGAGAUGAUCGUCAACUUCAGGAGGAAAACAUCCCCUUUCUCACCGUUGCUGCUGUUGCUGGUAUUCUUCCUGCUGGAGCUGUCGGGCCAACUCCAGGUCACUGAGGGGCCCCGGGGCCCCCCCCUGCUGCUGCUGCAGGGACACCGCCACCAGAGUCCAGAGGUUGUUGCUUCUGUUGGGAAACUGAGCUACAACCAGCUGGUGGAGAAAAUCAUCGACUACAAACACUCAGCAGACAGCAGCCGACAGCCUGAUCUGUCCUGUGGCUGCAGACACAACGGGAACAUCCUGCUGGACUCGGAGGGCCACAUCAUCCACAUCGACUUCGGCUUCAUCCUGUCCAGCUCUCCGAGGAACCUCGGCUUCGAGACCUCCGCCUUCAAACUCACGGCGGAGUUCGUGGACGUCAUGGGGGGUCUGGAUGGAGACAUGUUCCUCUACUAUAAGAUGUUGAUUCUCCAGGGUCUCAUCGCCGCCAGGAAGCACAUGGAGAAGGUCCUUCAGAUAGUGGAGAUCAUGCAGCAAGGUUCCCACCUGCCCUGUUUCCAUGGCUCCAGCACCAUCCGCGGCCUGAAGGAGCGUUUCCACAUGUCUCUGACGGAGGAGCAGCUGCAGCUGCUGGUGGAGCAGCUGGUGGACGGGUCCAUGCGCUCCAUCACCACCAAGCUGUACGACUCCUUCCAGUACGUCACCAACGGCAUCAUGUAACCAUGGCAACAACACCGCCAGGCCCCAUCACCACCAAGC